AUGUCUCAAGCAAAUAUUGCUUAUAAACGUGAUUCAGAUGCAAUUUCUCUUGGUGACUUACCGUCAGACAAGCAAUAUACAUUAUCACCAGCGGCCUUGUCAGGACGCAUACGAUCAAUAAGUAAUCAAAUAGCACAUGGUCUUCAUCGUAGUUCACUCAAUGUAUUACCUGUAGAGAUUGAUAAUAAUCAUCCAUAUGAUAAUUCAUUCGAACAACAAGUACCGAAUAAUGAAGAAAAAAAAGGAACUCCAUUUAAUGAUGAUGAUGAUUCAUAUUAUUCAUUGAAAAAUUUUCGUGAAAGACGUCGUGGUAAACGUGAUGAAGAUUCUGGUUUGUCACGACGCAUCAAACGAUUUUAUAAAGAUCAAGAUGAACUUAUUGAUGUUUAUGAACAAGUACAUAAUCGAGGAAAUGGAGAUGAUAGUGCCAAUAUCGCACAUACAAGAACACAAAAGAUAUCGAAUAUUUUAACUAAAGUUUCACUCGCUGCUAAUAUUAUUUUAUUCAUUUUGAAAAUUGCUGGUGCAGUUAUAUCAACAUCACUUUCAGUUAUUUCUUCUGUCAUUGAUUCAGCUGUUGAUCUUGCAAGUUCAAUUAUUUUAUUUUGGGCAUGGUAUAAGAUUAAAAGACGAGAUAAAUAUCGUUAUCCUCAAGGUCGAACACGUCUUGAACCAAUAGGAAUUAUAGUUUUAGCAGUUAUAAUGUGUGCUGCCUCAGUAUUAGUUAUUUAUGAAUCGAUUAAUACAAUUGUUGAUGAUGCAAACUUUUUCAAGGCGGGACCGAAUACCACAAAAACAUUACAAGCUAUUGAUAUGAGUGCAUUUCCUAUAGCAGCUAUAGUUAUAACAGCUGUGGUUAAAGGAAUUUUAUAUAUUCUAUGUGUUCGUGUUAACACACCAACAAUGUCAGCAUUAGCUGCUGACCAUAUUAAUGAUACUGUUUCAAAUAUUGUUGCACUUGUUUGUGGUAUUGUUGGUUCAUAUGCAUACAAAAAUAAAAUAAACCAGAAAGCAAUUUUUAUUGAUCCAAUUGGUGCUAUUUGCAUAUCGGUUUAUAUUAUAAUAACAUGGAUUAAACAAAUGGGUGAUCAAACAAAACGUUUAAGUGGACAUACAGCUGAUCCAAGAUUUAUUUCACAAAUAACUUGGUUAACAUAUCAUCAUUCUCCAUUAAUUGAGAAAAUUGAUACAGUUCGAGCAUUCUAUUUUGGUACAUCGUAUUUAGUUGAAGUUGAUAUUGUUUUACCAGAAGAUAUGUUACUUAAACAAGCACAUGAUAUUGGAGAAGGACUACAGAAGAAAAUCGAAGAUUUACCUGAAGUUGAACGAGCAUUCGUUCAUCUUGAUUAUGAAUUUGAUCAUCAUCCGGCAGAUGAACAUAAAGUUGUGUAA
Adineta steineri is the source of this 1392-nucleotide messenger RNA. NCBI's taxonomy places the organism in Eukaryota, Metazoa, Rotifera, Eurotatoria, Adinetida, Adinetidae. The record is from the annotation of a GenBank genome assembly.